GGCGAGGCCGAGGGCGGCGGCGCGGGCCAGUCGCCGGCUCCCGGGGGCGCCGGCGAGGGGCCCGCGGGGGAGGCCCCGCGGGCCGAGGCCGCCGAGGGCGUCGGCCGCUCCGCGCGGCCGCACAAGUCCCUGGCCACGACGACCGCGACGGUCACCACGGCGGCCACGUCCAGCUCCGACGAGGACGAGGACAGCGAGGCGGACGGCGAGGGCUGCCCGGCGGGCGCGGCCGCCGCGUCCCGGGCGCGGCGCGCGGAGCUCCGGGCGGCCCUGGAGCAGGCGCAGGGCUCCGGGGCAGACCCCGGCGCGGCCGUGGGGGCCCCCGCGACGGCCCUCGGCAGGCUGCUCGCGGGCGUGGGCACCGAGGCCGACAUGGAGACCUUGGACGAAAGGGAGCGGAAGGCGCUGGCCGAACAGCAGCUGCUCCGGGAGGAGAUCAGGCGGCUCGACCUGGAGGGGAUCGAGGCCGUGGCCUACGUGCUGAGGGCGAAGCUCGGUAGCUACAAGAGGAAGGCGUUCCGUUACUUCGACGUCGCGAACCAGGAGUGCUUCACCAUGAUGGCGUGGGACUUAGGCAUGACCAUGCUGCGAAUAAACAUGGAAGGUCUGACCGGCAUACCUGCCACGCGCGUGUUCCACCAGAUGAACACCACGAAGGACAGCACCGUGUCUUGGAGGGAAUGGAAAGAUUUCUUCAAAGACGUCAGGCAAGAAACUUUUGACAAGAUGGAUGCUAUGAGCGCCAAAUCUAUAGAGGAGCGGGCCGUGAAACAGCAGAAGAAGCUACUGGAGGCCAUUCAGGAGAAUUUGCGGACGCGCUCUGCGAAACAGCACCGGGUGGUGCAGAAGACAAUGUCAAGACAGGUCUCUGAAGAUGCCGAAUCGGCUGUUUCAGAAGCUAGGGAAACAAGGCCAAGGAAGUUGACAGGGGGCAACUCGACAAACGAUGCGGUCGACGGUGCCCACAAGGCGGAUCGCCGCAGUUCGAGUCUGCCUCAGCACCCAACGAGCAAGCACGGCAAGCGGGGUGCAGCUCAGCCGGCGGACGGCCCCGAGCAUGGCGCCUGGGAGGAGCAGCUCUCGAAGAUGCAGGACAACGAGUGCAAGAGAUACGCAGGACUGAGCAGCCAGGCGGUCAAGGGCAUCAGGGACGCCUGCCACAACAUCGGCUUCACCCUCCACGAGAGCGGCGCCGAAGGCUCCGUCGACGUGUACAACUACAGGGCCUUCGCCGACGCCGUGCGCGCCCGGCUAGGCGGCCUGGGCGUCGGCGAGUCCGCCGAGUUCGGCGACGAGCUGAACGAGGUGCAGCGCGGCCUCGUGCGCCAGAUCGCAAAGGAGCUCGGUCUCCGUGCCGCGGACCGUGACCUCGAACAGGGUAAGUGCCUGGUGGUCACCAGCAAGAAGGCGCUCGACGACUUCGCGAAGGUCGUCGAGAGGGAGCUGCGCGCGCUGGAGGACGGCGCGAGCAAGGAGUUCGGGCCCGGCCUCACGGAGCAGCAGUGCGCUGUGGUCCACGCUAUCGCCGCCCGCCUGGAGCUCGCUGCCGUGGACGCUGGGCCCGGGAGCGUUGCCGUCGGGAACGUCCGGACGUUCUCGGCGAGAGUGAGGAACAGGCUGCGGGCCCUGGAGCCUGGCGGCAAGGCCGAGUUCAGGUGGUUGACGCGCGUGACGAGCCACGCAGUGCGCGCGAUCGCCGCCGAGAUGGGGCUGCACUCGGAGGACGUCGAGCCUGCGGGCGGCGCCGAGGGGGGCGGUGGCGGCGGCGAUGCCUGCGUCGAGGUGCACAGGCUGCAUGAAGGGCCAGGAGGGCAGCCGCCCUCAGCGGCCGAAGGCGGCGCGGCCGCGGGGGCGGCGCCCCUCAGCGGCGGCCCGGCGGCCGAGGGCGCCAGCGCGGCGGCGGCGGCGGAGGGCGGCGCCGCGGGCUGGCGGCAGCACGGCGCGCCGACGGGCGAGGCCGCCGCGGGCGAAGGCAGCGGGGACCAGAUCAGAAGCCAGCAGAAUCUCAUCGAGAACCUAUUUGACACCUUGGCCACCGGCAGCUUCCAGGGGCAGAGGAUCUUCCUGCGAUUUCCCGACUUAGGGGUGCUUGUCUCAGAGCUGAACUCGAGCCUUGCCAACGCUGUCAGCACGUUCAAGAAGUACGAGAAAGUGCUGGAAACUACGUUCAAUGACACACUGCAGCUGCAGAUUGACAUGGAUGUUCGAACCAGUAAGGGCCUGACAUUCCGAUGGUUUCAGGUGUUCAUGCAGACCGCCAUGAAGAAGAUCGGGCACUCCGCCCUCGCUUUCCUUUUCACGAUCAGCAGGAAGGCAGCAUAAGAAGGCUGACGUGGACCUCUUACUGCAGACGUGUCCGUGGAUGCCAGUGAAGGACUGUAGGAGGACUGCUGGAGGGCUGGG
Messenger RNA from Prorocentrum cordatum, 2403 nucleotides. Lineage: Eukaryota; Dinophyceae; Prorocentrales; Prorocentraceae. The record is from the annotation of a GenBank genome assembly.